Molecule: messenger RNA, 1075 nt
Organism: Condylostylus longicornis
Lineage: Eukaryota; Metazoa; Arthropoda; Insecta; Diptera; Dolichopodidae
Product: methylglutaconyl-CoA hydratase, mitochondrial
Exons: 3
Coding region: 28-915 (295 amino acids)
Biological process (GO): fatty acid beta-oxidation
Cellular component (GO): mitochondrion
Molecular function (GO): enoyl-CoA hydratase activity
Source: RefSeq, a predicted model, not a curated record
UUUACUUUUUAUAACCCAUUUUGUAAUAUGAAUGUUAUAAAUAAAUUUGUAAACCCUUUGAAAAUAUUAUCUAAUUCGGCAUGGAGACUAAACCGGAGUUACAGUUCAGCGUCAAACGAAGAGGUCGUGUUUGAAAAACUAGGUGAUAAUAGACAAGGAGUAGUUGUUGUUGGUUUGAACAGAGCGGCAGCAAAAAAUGCUUUUGGACAAAAUCUAACACGUAGGCUAUCAAAUAUUAUAUCAGAUUUGCAGCAUAAUAAAGAGGUUAAAGUGGUCAUAUUGAGAAGUUUAGUUCCUGGAAUAUUUUGUGCUGGAGCAGAUUUAAAAGAAAGAAAAAAACAAACACCCGAUGAAGUUGUAAAGUUUGUAAGUCUUUUGAAAUCUACCCUAAUAGGAAUAGAACAAUUACCAAUGCCAGUAAUAGCUGCUGUAGAUGGUCCAGCUUUGGGUGGUGGUCUUGAAAUGGCGUUAGCUUGUGAUAUUCGUAUUGCGUCUAAUGAUGCGAAAUUGGGUUUAGUUGAAACAAGACUUGCGAUAAUACCUGGUGCUGGAGGAACUCAGAGACUUCCAAGAAUUGUUGGUCCCUCUAUAGCUAAAGAGCUUAUUUUUACUUCUCGCGUUAUGAAUGGAAAAGAAGCCAAAGAGUUAGGUGUAGUUAAUCACGUAGUUGAUCAAAAUGGUACCAAAGACGCAGCGUUUCAAAAAGCGUUGCAAAUUGCUGAUGAAAUUGUACCCAAUGGUCCUGUUGGUGUGCGAAUGGCUAAAAAAGCAAUAGAUAAAGGUUUACAAAUUGAUUUAGCUGUGGGAUAUGCAAUUGAAGAAGCAUGUUAUGCUCAAGUUAUGGUGACCAAGGAUCGUUUGGAAGGAUUGCAAGCGUUUGCUGAAAAACGAAAACCGAUUUAUAAAGGGGAAUAAAAAAUAGCAAAACAAAAAGAAAAAAAUAUCUCCGAUCAUGUAACUUUAGAAUUUUUAUACUAUUAUUUGUACUGAAAACUGUAACUGAUGCAUUUAAAAACAGAAGUGACCUUGUAUAUAAAAAGCCGUUUUGAAAUACAUAAAUUUUAAAAUAUGUAUG